GUUAAGAUGGCUCCGUCCCUGGGGCUCGCAAGCACAAGGAACCCUUGGGUUCUCGACAAGCAAGGGAUUGUUUCGUUAAUCGACGGAUCAAUUAAGCUCCUCGGUCGAGCCGUCCACUCUCUUGACUCAGACCUUGAAGCCCUUCUUUUGCUUCUGUCUCUGCCGUGCUGGACUGCUUGGUUGCUUGCCCGCCUGCCAAGACUUUGAGCAGCAGUCAUGAAGGUCACAUCCACACUCCUGCUGGCCACUGGCGCCGCUGCGGCAUGGACUUCCAAAAAGGUCCAGGACCAGAACAUCUACCCGCCCAAUGGCUACACGCACCCGGUGCAGGCCCCUCAGCCCGGCUCGACGUAUGAGUACAUCAUCGUGGGCUCCGGCGCGGGCGGCUCGCCGCUGGCCGCCCGGCUGGCGCUCGCGGGCCACAGCGUGCUGCUGAUCGACGCCGGCGAGGACCACGGCACGGACCGGCAGGUCCAGGUGCCGGCGAUGCACCCGUUCGCCAGCGAGUACAACCCGAUCCGCUGGGACUACUUUGUCGAGCGGCAUGACGACGAGCAGCAGGCGCUGCGCGACACAAAGUACACCUGGCAGACGCCUGCCGGCGACUACUGGCAGCGCCUCAACGACACGAGCGCGCAGCCGCCCGCGGGCUCGACCAAGAAGGGCCUGCUGUACCCUCGGACCGGCGCCCUCGGCGGCUGCACCGUCCACAACGCGCUGCUCAUGGUGCAGGCGACCAAGAAGGACUGGGACGACAUUGCCGCGACCACCGGCGACGCCUCGUGGUCCGCGUCCAACAUGAGGCAGUACUUCAAGAAGCUCGAGCGCAACGCCUACCUCCAGGGCGGCCUCCUCAACUCCGGCAGCCACGGCUUCAGCGGCUGGCUGCCCACGCGUCUCACUCCUUCAGCGCUCAUCGUGCAGGAUCUGAAGAUCACCUCGCUCCUCAUCACGGCGGCCACGACCACCGGCAAGGGCCUGCUCGGCUCUUUGCUCGGGACCGUCGCCGGCGCCCUGCAGGCCCUCACGCUCGACGUCAACACGGAUGCCAGCAACCGCGACACUGCCGACCUCAUCUACCAGAUGCCCCUGGCCAUGAACGAGGACUACAUGCGCACGGGACCGCGUGACUUUGUCCUCUCGGUCGCCACCGCCACCAACAGUGACGGCUCCCGCAAGUACAAGCUUGACAUUGUGCUCAACACGCUCGUCACCAAGGUCAACUUUGACCAGUCUGGCGCCGUCCCCAAGGCCACGGGUGUCGACUACAUCUUUGGUAAGAGCCUGUACCGGGCCGAUCCCCGCCCCGCCUCCAACGGCCCUUCUGCCAGCGGCACGGUCUAUGCCAGCCGCGAGGUCAUCGUGUCCGGUGGUGCCUUUAACACGCCCCAGAUCCUCAAGCUCAGCGGUGUUGGCCCCGCGGCCGAGCUCGCGGCCCACGGCAUCCCGCUGGUCAAGAACCUGCCCGGUGUUGGCGGCAACCUGCAGGACCGGUACGAGAUCCCCAUUGUCGGAGAGGCGCCCACCAAGUUCUCUCUGCUCGCAGACUGCACGUUCCUCGCCGCGGCCGGCGACCCGUGCUACGACCGGUGGAAGGCCGGCAAGCUGGCCGAGCUCAAGGGAUCGUACACGACCAACGGCAUCGCCUGGGGUUACCUCAAGCACUCGUCCACCUCCGGUCCCGACCACGACCUCUGGAUCGGCGGCUCGACGGCCUACUUCCACGGCUACUUCCCUGGCUACUCGCGCUACGCGACGGCCGGCGGCAACAACUGGUCGUGGCUCACACUCAAGGCGCACAGCCGCAACCGCGCCGGCAGCGUCAACCUGACGUCGGCGGACCCCCGCGACACCCCUUACAUCAACUUCCGCAACUUUGCCGAGGGCGGCGAGGAGGACCUCCAGGCUCUGGUCGAGGGCAUGCAGUACAGCCUCUCGGCGUUUGACAAGCUGGUGCCCCUGGACGGCAGCUUCAAGCGCGUAUGGCCAGACCCCAAGACGGUCAACACGCCCGCCGAGCUGCGCCAGUUCGCCAUUGACGAGGCCUGGGGCCACCACGCCUCCUGCACAGCCCCCAUCGGCGCGGACUCGGACCCCAUGGCCGUCCUGGACAGCAAGUUCCGCGUCCGGGGUGUCUCGGGUCUGCGCGUCGUCGACGCCUCCGCCUUCCCCCGGAUCCCCGGGCUCUUCAUCGCCCUGCCCACCUACACCAUGAGCGAGAAGGCGGCUGAUGUCAUCCUUGCCGACGCUGCUGCUUCUCCGUAAACCAUGGCAGUCGCCGCGCCGCAUCCGCUUCCCGCGUUCGCGUUUUCUAUUCUUCAAAUUAUAUAUCCUGUCCAUAGAGAUAGAAUCCUUAUACUUUAAUUGUAUAACUCCAGUCUUUACCAUACCAG
This is a messenger RNA of Microdochium trichocladiopsis, 2393 nucleotides long. Its product is annotated as GMC oxidoreductase. Gene Ontology annotation, molecular function: flavin adenine dinucleotide binding; oxidoreductase activity, acting on CH-OH group of donors. The record is from RefSeq and is a predicted model, not a curated record. The transcript is spliced from 2 exons. Lineage: Eukaryota; Fungi; Ascomycota; Sordariomycetes; Xylariales; Microdochiaceae. Bases 217 to 2265 code for a protein of 682 amino acids.